AGCGACAACUGAUGCUGGCCGCUUCUAAACUUGCAUUAAGCGAUGUUCUUUGUGCCACAUUUCUCUGAACCCUCCUGCAAACGAACAGCUAACUGCUGUAACGUCAGUUUUAGUGUUAAUUUUAGCAGAUUAAGCCGGGGCAGGCACUCUGCACGCAGGGGUUACACUAGUCAGGUGCAUGAAACUGGGGCAAUAGCUAUUUAGUUUUACGAGGAUGGCUGCAGUCUAGUAGACAACUGCCUGUCGGGAUAUGUUCCAAUGAAUUCUCUAUCGCCAUCGACUGUUUUGCGCGUUUUUGGCUCAUUGCUGGAGAGAGCAUGGAAGAGGAUUUACUGUCACUGAUUACAUCUGUUUCGUCUAGAGGUAGGACACUUUGCUGUGUGUGAGUGAAGUCUGUGCAAAUCUGUGCAAUGUGAGCGACGGACUGUGGCUACAAAACUACAGAUUGAUCAUUUCUGUGGAUUUUGCACGGAGUCGAGCUUCACUGGAUGUGCACAUGAGACGGGUGACUGGGUGAUGGAAUAGUGAUGAAGCCUAAUCGGUGGGGAAAAAUGCUUCCUCUACCCUGCUUCUCUCGUCUUUUCCGUUUUAUUUUCAUCCUCUUCUUCCUCUUCUUCCCCUCAACCGAUGUCCAAUUCUUGCCAGAAGUUUGGACAGGACAGGCGCAGCUGCUCUUCACCCAGCCUGCCUAUAAUGCCUCCAUCUUCGAGAACUCUGCCGCAAGAACCUAUAUCGGAAGUGAGGUCAAAAUGGGCAUCGUUCUCGGGCCACCUCGGUCUUUAGACAUCAAAUAUUCCAUCGUGUCUGGAGACAGUGAAGUCAUCUUCCAGGCGGAGGAGUAUGUAAUGGGUGACUUUUGUUUCCUCCGCAUAUGCACCAAUGGGGGCAGUGGUGCCAUACUGAACCGGGAAGUACAGGACAAUUACACUCUGACGGUUAAGGCGUCUGCCCAAGGAGGUCUAGAGGCCUUAACCACUGUUUAUAUCAAGGUCUUGGACACAAAUGACCUCCGACCUCUCUUUUCCCCGACCUCCUAUUCAUUCGUUGUGUCUGAAAAUGCCCCACUUGGUGCCAGUAUAGGACGAGUGACAGCCACAGAUGCUGAUGUGGGCUCCAAUGGCGAGUUUUACUACUUCUUCAAGAACAGAACGGAACUCUUCGCUGUUCAUCCGACCAGUGGGGUCAUCACUCUGACGGGCCAACCCAGGAUGGACAAACAGGACCGAUUUGAGCUGGAGGUGCAGGUGGUCGACAGAGGGAUGAAACUCUAUGGAAACAAUGGUAUCAGCAGCACCGCCAGACUCAUCCUGACUGUGGAGCGGGUUAAUGAAUUUGCUCCUGUUGUCAAUGCAGUCGCUGUUACUCCAUCGUGGGAUGACAUGGACCCAGUUUUUGUCAUAUUGACUGUGGAGGACAAAGAUGAGGGGAUAUCUGGGGAUAUAGAGUGGGUGUCCAUCAUUGAGGGCGACCCCUAUGAACAGUUCAUGGUUGAUCGGUCACCUAUUGGGAAUGAGUACAGGGUUAAAACAACAGAUUUGCCCAACUGGGAUACAUUUCCCUAUGGUUGCAAUUUAACUUUCCAGGCUAAAGACAGGGGUAUACCUCCUAAGUUUUCUAACACUCAAGUUGUUCAGCUGUUAGUUACAAAGCCAGACCCUGUGUUGGCCAGUUUUGAGAAAGAUGUUUAUGUAGUCAAGCUGAGUGAAAUCGCUCCCCCAGGCACAAUUGUAGAGGUGGUGAAAAUCUCCCCAGCUCCACUGAGUGUCAAUUACAGCUUCAGCAGCCUCUCAGAUCCAAUGUACUUUGAUAUAAACCCUUUGACUGGAGUUAUUAUGACCACAAGGCAGCUGACAAGGAUAUCACAGAAUUUCAUGGUGAUGGAGGUAAUAGAUAUUAUCAGUCAGCAGCAAGCACAGGUCCAAAUUACCAUAGUGGAUGCUAAUGACAACUCUCCAGUGUUCAACAGGCCAUCCUAUAAUAUUGCAAUCAAUGAGAGCUUGCCUGUAGGUACUGUUGUUCUCGUAGUUUCUGCUGUGGAUGAGGAUAAAGGAGAGAAUGGGUAUGUAACUCACACAAUCAGCGGUGAGCAGUCUCUUCCAUUUGCUAUAGACCAGGACACAGGAGAAGUGAGGAUCACAAACGAUGUGGAUUUUGAGUCAUCAGAUGAUAUCUAUACUUUUGCAGUGCGGGCAUCUGAUUGGGGUUCACCCUACAGAAGGGAGACUGAGGUUAAUAUCACUAUCCGUGUGAUAAAUAUCAAUGACAACCGGCCUCUUUUUGAGAAGGUUUCUUGCAGAGGGAUGAUAAGCCGUGAUUUCCCUGUCAACCAGACUAUUGUUACCUUGUCAGCUAUAGACAUGGAUGAGCUAGGAAUGGUGCAGUAUAAAAUACUAUCUGGAAAUGAGUUAGACUAUUUUAACUUAAAUCCAGAAUCUGGGGCUUUGUCACUGAAGCAGUCAUUAGCAGCGGAUAAUUUAAAAAAUGGGAUAUUUACCCUGAAAAUAGUUGCAACAGAUGGAGAGAUGUACUCAGAUCCUACAUUUGUGAAUGUUUCGGUGGUGAGGGGUAGAAUACCAAACAGGGGCUUUACCUGCAAGGACACCAGGGUAGCGCAGUUAUUGGCAGAAAAAAUGGUCUCCAAAGCGUCUGCUAUGGCUAGACCAAGACUGGAUGAGCGUUACUCAGACCUUCUCUCUAUGAACAAACAGGCUCCACAAUUUGAGGCCUUGCCUACAAGUAUUCUAGUGAGAGAAGACCUGGAUGUUGGUGCCAGUGUUUUUCAGGUGCGAGCUCGAGACGGUGACACGGGCUUCAAUGGUCGUGUUCUGUUUUCUAUUUCUGAUGGUAACAAAGACAGCUGCUUCAAUAUCAACAUGGAGAGUGGGCUGAUAACUGUCCUGCAGCCACUUGACCGUGAGCGAAUGGAUCGUUACUUCCUAAAUAUCACCAUCUAUGAUCAGGGCAUUCCUCAGAUGUCCAUUUGGAGACUACUGACUGUGAUCAUCGAGGAUGCAAAUGACAACGACCCCCAGUUUUAUCAGGACGGCUUCUCUGCCCUUGUUUCAGAAAACUCAGCCAUUGGUAUGGAAGUUAUUACUAUCACUGCAUUUGACAGAGACAUGGGUCAGAAUGGACAGCUGUCCUACGUAAUGAUAACCAGCGUCCCUCAGUUUGGUAUAGACAGUGAAACUGGAAGUGUGUUUGUUGCGAGCCACCUGGACAGAGAAACAUCCCCGCUGUUCAUGUUGAAGAUUGAAGUGAGAGACAAGGCUGAAAGAGGCACUCGGAGAUCAUCAGUGACCACUCUGAGGAUAAUAUUGGAGGAUGUCAAUGAUUGUUCUCCAGCUUUCAUCCCAGGCAGCUAUAGCGCUCGAGUGCUAGAGGACAUCCCACCAGGAGCUGUGAUUACGUGGGUGCAGGCUCAGGACCCAGACAUCGGACUUGGUGGACAAGUCAGAUACUCUUUGGUUAAUGACUUCAACGGCACUUUUGAAAUUGAUGCAGUGAGUGGAGCAUUGAGAAUUAGGAGGGAGCUGGACUUUGAGAAACAGCCAUUUUUCAACCUGACAUUACUUGCUGAGGACAGAGGAGUACCCAGGCUGUAUAGUCAGACAUUUGUGGAAGUAGAGGUGGUGGAUGUCAAUGAGAAUUUGUAUGCACCCUACUUCCCUGACUUUGCUGUGAGAGGCUCAGUGAAGGAGAACUCUCGUGUAGGAACAAGUGUCCUGACAGUCAGCGCUAAGGAUGAUGACAAGGGACGAGAUGGCAUGUUGAGGUACUCUGUCCGAGGAGGCAGCGGACUGGGCGCUUUCACCAUUGACGAAGACACAGGGGUGAUUUACACUGCUGGUAUCCUGGACUGUGAGACCAAAGAUUCCUACUGGCUUAGUGUCUUUGCCACAGAUAGAGGGGUUGCACCCCUGUCAGCUUCUAUUGAAGUAUUCAUCCAGGUAGAAGAUGUGAACGAUAAUGCUCCCCUCACCUCUGAUCCUAUCUACCACCCAGUAAUCAUGGAGAACUCUCCAAAGGACGUGUCAGUCAUCCGUAUCCAGGCUCAGGACCCUGACCUCACUGCCACGUCUACUCGUCUGAGUUAUCGCAUUAGUGCUGGCAACCCGCAGAAUUUCUUCACUAUCAACCCAAAAACAGGUCUGAUCACGACCACUGCAAGGAAACUGGACAGAGAACAACAGGCAGAGCACUUUUUAGAGGUGACAGUAAUAGAUGGGCCCGUGACCACCCGCCAGUCCACUGUGUGGGUCAUAGUUCAUAUCGAGGAUGAGAACGACAAUCCACCAACCUUCCCUGAGGUCACCUACCGCAUCAGCCUGCCCGAACGAGACCGGAACAAACGCAGUGAGCCUGUCUACCGAGUCUUUGCCUAUGACCGUGACUCUGGAGCCAAUGGCAAUAUAACCUACAGCAUUAUUGAUGGUAAUGAGGAUGAAAAGUUCAGUAUUGAUCCCAGGACUGCUAUGGUGUCAUCAAAGAAGAUGGCCACUGCGGGCAGCUAUGACAUCCUCACUAUAAAAGCAGAGGACAGCGGUGAACCCCCAUUGUGGUCCACCGUCAAACUCCACGUAGAGUGGAUUCGCAAACCUGUCCCCUCAUCGUUGCCCCUGCAGUUCACCCAGAGGUACUACAACUUCUCUGUUACGGAAACGACAGCUGUGGCUCAGCCGGUGGGAGUGGUGGCCGUCAGCCAGUCGAGCACACCUGUGUGGUUCAGUAUCAUCGGAGGACGACUUGCCAGAGAAACGUUCUACAUUCCGCAGAAUGCUUGUGGAAAAAACUGCUCACUUGACACAGGGAGCUUUGACAUGCAGUUUGACCUUCAAGUGGGAGUGGGGACUCUAGUCGUGGCCAAGCCCCUGGAUGCAGAGGUGCAGUCUGUGUUCAACAUGACGAUACAGGUGACAGAUGGGACCAACUUUGCCACAGCGCAGGUGUUCAUCCGAAUACAAGACAGCAAUGACAACCCUCCAGUUUUCUCCCAGUCAGCCUACGAUAUCAGUGUCUCCGAGGAUGUACCAGCCGACAUGGAGCUGCUGCGGGUCAGAGCGUCGGACGUGGAUGAGCGUGCACGUUUGAGCUUCUCCAUCUAUGGCAGUGUAGAUCCAGCCAGCAUGAGGCUAUUCAGGGUGAACCCCGGUACUGGAAUGGUCUACACUGCAGACAGGCUGGACUACGAGGCCAGAACUCAGCACAUCCUCACUGUCAUGGUCAAGGAUCAGGAGUUUCCAUUUAACCGUGACCUGGCUCGUAUCCUGGUGGCAGUGGAGGACUCCAAUGAUAACAUCCCCUACUUCACCAGCACCGUAUACGAUGCGGUAGCCUAUGAGAAUUCUCCUGCAGGCACGUCUGUACUGCAGGUGACGGCCCUAGACAAAGACAAUGGGAUUAAUGGGCAACUCACCUAUAGUAUGGAAGCAGGUAACUCCAAUGGCGUGUUUGGCAUUGAUAAUGCCACAGGCCUUAUAUUCAUUGCCAAGGACUUGGACCUCACCUCUAUGGGCUUUUACACCCUCACUGUACGCGUCACCGAUAGCGGAUUUCCUCCAUUAAUGGCCACUGCUUCAGUUCGCAUUUCCUUGAUGCUCUCCGACUUCUCCAAACCCAAAUUCACUCAGAAGGAGUAUCAGACUGAGAUAAUGGAGAACAGCAAAAUCGGAGCAUAUGUGACCACUGUUAGCGCCCUCAGCCGCUCUGCACUCAUUUAUGACAUCACCAGAGGCAAUGAGGAGCAGUGCUUCGUUAUCAACCAUCACACUGGUGUAAUCACUACACGCAGAAUGCUUGACUUUGAGAAGACAACAACCUAUUUUCUGAUGGUGCGUGCCCUGAGCAUGGCUGGAGUGGAGGCCAGCACCACUGUCAUCGUCCAAAUUGGGGAUGUCAAUGAUAGCCCACCUGUAUUCCAACAACUCAGGUAUGUGGGUGCAGUCAGUGAGGCUGCUCCGGUCAACAGUGUGGUCCUGGGAGAGGAUGGUAACCCUUUAGUCAUCCAGGCGACUGAUAAAGAUCGCAAUCACAAUGCCCUGUUAGUGUUCCAGAUCAUAGACGAGACCGCUCGCAUGUUUUUCAGCGUGGACUCUGGAACUGGAUCGAUUCGAACGAUCGCCAGCCUGGACUAUGAAACUUUCUCUGAGUUCCUCUUCCGGGUUCAUGUCAGAGACAGUGGUCAGCCUUCUCGGAGCGCUGAAAGCCCAGCGGAGGUGAUUAUAAAGGUAAUGAACAUCAAUGAUUCACCCCCGAAGUUCUUCCAGGACACUUAUGAGACGGUCCUCCUCCUGCCUACCUACUUGGGAGUCGAGGUCCUUAAGGUUGAGGCUUUUGACCCUGACAUGACCUCUGACCUCAGGUCUGUCACACCCCAGCUAGUUUACUCUCUGGUGGACAGCAAUGUGGAGUAUUUUGCUGUGGAGCGCUACACCGGAGUUGUGACUAUCCUAAAUCAGAACCUCAAUAAAGACCGUUAUCGCUUUAAUGUGAAGGUAUGGGAUGGACGUUUUUCCAGCAUGGCAUCAGUCACUGUGCUUGUCCGAGAGGCUAUAGACAGUGGCCUUCUCUUCACCUACCCGGUCUACUCCGCCUCCAUCCCAGAAAACAUCCCCAACGUCACUUUAGUGACUGUAGUGAACACAGUUGGCCACCGCCUCAAUGAGCCGCUCAAGUACACCCUCCUGAACCCCGGUGGGCGCUUCACCAUUCGGCCAACCUGUGGAGUGGUGCUCACCACCGGUGUGCCUUUUGACCGAGAGGAGAGGAAGAGUUACGAGCUGGUGGUGGAGGUCAGCAGAGAAGACGAGAUAUUGAGAGUGGCCAGGGCAACUGUGCAAGUACAGGUGGAGGAUGUAAAUGACAACACUCCAGAGUUUGUGAACCUGCCCUACUAUGCUGUAGUCCAGGUGGAAGCAGAGCCAGGAUCAGCUAUUUUCAGGGUCUCAGCCACUGACCAAGACUUUGGUAUGAAUGGAGAUGUGACUUACAGCCUUAAGGAGGAGCACAGGAACUUUCAAGUGAACCCUGUGACAGGAGAGCUGACCUUAAAACGAGCCUUUGAGGCAGAUUUAUCCAACGCAGAGUACAAGGUGGUUAUUGUGGCCACUGACGGUGGCUACCCCACUCUGUCCAGUGAGGUGGAGCUGCCUGUGACUGUAGUAAAUAAAGCCAUGCCGGUGUUUGACAAGCCCUUCUACGGUGUCACUGUCAGAGAGGACGUGGCUGUCUCCACCUCUGUCCUGUGUAUAAACGCCAGCACUCCUGAGGGCCAGAGCAUCAUCUUCACCAUCACGGAUGGAGACCCUUCCCUCCAGUUUGACAUUGGCUUUGACACCGGAAUCAUCAGCGUGAUUUACCCGUUAGACUACGAGACCACCCAGUACUACCGGUUAACUGUUAAGGCUACAGAUACACUGACUGGUGCAAAGUCAGAGGUUGAUGUGGACAUUGUUAUGCUGGAUGUGAACGAUAACCCGCCGCUGUUCCUGAACACUUCAUACUCUGCAGUGCUGGCUGAGAACUCCAUGAUUGGAACAACAGUGUUACAGGUGUUUGCUCAGGACCAGGACUCAGAAAAGAACGCUGCGGUGAGCUACCAGAUCCUAUCUGACAUCUACAACAGCACCGACUACUUCCACAUUGAUAGUAGCAGCGGACUGAUAUUCACCGCACGUCUGCUCGACUAUGAGCUCAUCCAGCGCUACAACUUCAUUGUCAGGGCGACAGACAGUGGAGACCCUGCCCUUAGCAGUGAUGUUAGUGUCACCGUUAUUGUCACUGACACAAACGACAAUCCACCUAAUUUUAGCCAAGCACUGUACGAGGCCUUUGUCAGCGAGUUGGCUCCCCGAGGACACUUUGUGACUUGUGUUCAGGCAUCUGAUGCUGACAUCUGUGAUGCUCAAAGACUGAGGUACAGUAUUCUCUCAGGGAAUGAGAAAAUGACUUUUAUGAUGGAGCCAGAUACAGGGGUGCUCCGUCUGUCUAACAAAAGGAGACAAGGCAUGAAACUCUCGUAUCAACUCAAUGUGUCUGUGUCAGAUGGAGUCUUCACCAACACUGCUCAGGUGACUGUGCGUGUCCUGGGAGCUAACUUGUACAGCCCAGUAUUUAGCCAGAGGUUCUACCUGGCUGAGGUGCAGGAAAAUGCCCCUCCUGGGUCAAAGGUCAUCCAGGUUCGUGCAACAGAUGAGGACUCUGGACUUUAUGGCCAGAUCACCUACUCCUUCAUCAAUGACUUGGGGAAAACGCAGUUUACUAUUGAUGCAGAUGGAGUCAUAUCCACUGUGGAGAAAUUAGACAGAGAACAUCCUCUCAACAAGGACAUGGUGUUGACUGUUAUGGCCCUGGAUGGGGGAGGGCGGGCAUCGUUUUGCACAGUGCGAGUGGUCCUUGCAGAUGAGAACGACAAUGCCCCUCGAUUCAGAGCGGUGGAGUACCGGAUGAGCAUUAAAGCAAACGUUGCCAAAGGUUCACUUGUCACGCAGAUCCAGGCCACUGACCCCGACGCUGGGUCUAAUGGGAGGAUCACCUACUCCCUUUACAGUGAGGCACGCCUGUCCCUGGUUGAUGUUCUGGAGGUGGAGGCAGACAGUGGUUGGAUGAUGACUAAAAGCACAGUCGACCACCUCCAGGGCACUGUACUGUCUUUCUUUGUCAAAGCCACAGACUGUGGUUCUCCGGCCAAGCACUCCCUGGUGUCUGCUUUCAUCCACGUUGUCCCUGCUGAUGCCUUUGUUCCCUCGUUCAGCCAGCCUCAGUACUCCUUCACCAUCCCCGAGGACACGGCAGUGGGAACAGCUCUGGGGUCUGUGUACAUGGGCCCGGGCCAGACGGGGUUCUUCACCGUAGUUGGCGGAGAAACAAUCGACAGCAACAAGGGGGGAACCUUCCUGGUGGAGAGGGAGUCAGGUCUCAUCCGUCUGGUCAAGCCGCUGGACUACGAAGCGGUCAGCAGCUUCCGCUUUAAGGUGGCGGCAACAGCAAGAAGAGACCUGAUCGAGUCCAUCUCCACUGUGGAUCUGGAGGUUAAGAUCCUCGAUGUGAAUGACAACAAGCCAGUGUUUGAGACGAACACUUAUGUGGCAACAGUGAUGGAGGGGAUGCCGGUCGGGACAAGAGUGGUCCAAGCGCGAGCUCUCGAUCCAGACUGGGGCUCCAAUGGACAGGUGACCUACAGCCUCGGGCCUCUGCUCACCUAUAAUCUGGAUCUAACCAAAGAACCUUCCUCCUUCUUCGGCUCCAUCACUACAAGCUCUGUCUUCGCCAUCGACAGCAAAACAGGCUGGAUCACCACUGUGAGUCAGAUGGACCACGAGGCCUGCUCCAGCUACAGCUUUGAAGUCGUGGCCUCUGAUCUAUCCGAGACACAGUCCCUCUCCUCCACCACAGUGGUGACCAUCACCGUGUCAGACGUUAACGACAACCCGCCGUGGUUCGAGAGGGAGCUCUACCGAGGAGCCGUAAAGGAGAGCGAUCCCCUCGGCGAGGUGGUGGCUGUUCUGAAAACCAAAGAUCGAGACGGCACGGAUCAAAACCGCCUUGUCAGCUUCUACAUCACUGGGGGAAACCCGCGGGGCGUGUUCGGCCUGGCCCUCGUGCAGGGGGAGUGGAAGGUUUACGUGAGCGGCCUGCUGGACCGCGAGCAGCAGGACUGGUAUCUGCUCAACAUCACUGCCAGCGAUGGGCUGUAUGUGGCUCGCACCGCCGUGGAGGUCUCCGUAAUGGAUGCCAAUGACAACAGUCCCAUCUGCAACCAGGCGGUGUAUAGCGCCUCUUUUCCUGAGGACAUCCCCACUAACAAGGGCAUUCUGACAGUGGGUGCCACAGAUGCUGACUCAGGCUCUAGCGCUGAGAUCCAAUAUUCCCUGUUUGGCAUUGGGGUCGAAGAUUUCUAUAUGGAUGCAAACACUGGUGAGCUGCGCACAGCUACCGUGAUGGACCGAGAAAUGACACCUACCUACAAACUCAUCGCCCAGGCAACCGACGGGGGAGGGCUGUUCUGCCGAUCUGACAUUUCUCUCAAAGUGUUGGAUGUGAAUGACAAUGCCCCCUUGUUCUCGUCCCCUCAUUACCUGGCUAGUGUGUAUGAGAAUGCCGCCCCCAAGGCUCUGCUUACCCGACUGCAAGCCAGCGACCCCGAUGAAGGUCUUAACCGUACAGUGGCCUACUCUCUGGUGAAUUCAGUCAAUGACUUCUUUUCCAUCGACCCGGUAACUGGGAUAGUGAUUCUGGAGAAAUCUCUGGACAGAGAGAGCCGCGACUCUUAUCGAGUUCGUGUCCAGGCUACUGACCGAGCCGGGCAACAGGGAGCGCUGUCCUCACAGGUUGAUUUGACCAUUUUGGUGCUGGAUGUGAAUGACAAUGCCCCAGUCUUCCAGAGGAGAGACUAUGGCGUCACUGUCCCCGAGGAUGUUGCCGUAGGAACGGAGGUCAUACGUGUGUUGGCGACGAGCGCUGACAUCGGACCCAAUGCGGAGAUCACCUACAACAUCCGGUCGGGCAACGAGUUGCGAAAGUUCAUCAUAGACACAAAACUAGGCUCUAUUUCAGUGGCUGAUGAUUUGGACUUUGAGGUCUGCAAGGACUACUACCUCACCGUGGAGGCCUGGGACAGCGGGAACCCUCCUCUUAGCACCGCUACCAUGGUAACCAUUGAACUCAUGGAUGUCAAUGACAAUGCUCCAGCCUUUACUCAGGACAUCUACAGUGUACUAGUCAGCGAGGAUGCUUCUGUUGGACAGACAAUUACAAGGGUGUUAGCAGAAGAUCUGGACAGCCAGGUGAAUGGGCGAAUCACUUACUCUAUCUUGAAAGGUGACCGCAGCAACCAGUUCUGGAUAGACCCUGUUGCAGGACUGCUCAAAGUCAAUAAGAGGCUUGACAGAGAACUAGUAUCCAGGUAUGCUUUGUUGGUGCAGGCGUUUGACAGCGGCUCUCCCGCUAUGUCCUCCACCGUCACUAUCAACAUCGAUAUCUCCGACGUCAACGACAACCCUCCCGUCUUCACUCCUCCCAACUCCACAGCUAUAAUACAGCUCAACCAAGCUGUCAGCACCACCCUGCUGAAGCUGUCGGUUAGCGAUAAAGACUCCCCUAAAAACGGCCCUCCCUUUGAGUUCCGCAUCGUGUCAGGAAAUGAGGGAAGUUUCUUCGCCUUAGACCAGACUGGAACUCUGAGGACGAGCCGUGUGUUUGGCCCUGAAGCUCCCAGAGAAUUUACUCUUGAAAUCCAGGCAAGUGACUCUGGUAAACCCAGGCUUAGCACCUCCUCCUGGGUAUUUCUGAGAGUCAUUGGGAACAGUCAGUACAAGCCCACCGUCUCCCCGCUAGAAAUCUUCAUCGUCAUGGCUACAGAUACCUUCCAGGGAGGCCCAAUCAGUCGGAUCUAUGCGACUGACCGCGACCCCAAUGACGUUCUGUCAUUUACACAGAAACCUCAGCCCAAGAGCAUGUUUAAGAUCAACAGACAGGAUGGCAGCAUUGUAGCACUGCCAGGCCUGGAACCUGGCAGAUACCAGAUGAAUGCUACAGUGAGCGAUGGACGUUUUGCCGUGAUCGCCGAUGUGUCGGUCCAGGUCGAACAGGUGACGGAUUUACUCCUACGUAGCGCCCUGACGCUACGUUUCAGCUCCCUGUCACCGGAGGAUUUACUUGGUCGCUAUCUGAAUCAGAUCAAACUAACUUUACGAGGAAUAGCUGGCUGGAAAUGGUCACCGGGACAGCAGGAUCCUCUCCACAUCCUCAGCGUACAGCCAGUGAUGGGGACAUCGGACGUUGACUUGCUUGUGGCCGUGGAGAGACCAGAGACAUCGGGUAGCGGAGGGGUGGGUGGGUUCUACUCCCCGCAGGAGCUGUCCGCAAAGCUGGAGGAGGCGGCGGGACGGGGUCAGAUUCGAGGUGUCCUGUCUGGGGCGGUGGUGGUGAGCAGUGCUUGUUCUGGGGAGCUGGAUUGCGGCGACCGGGUUUGUGAAAUCCUACUGGUGAUGGAGGGCGGCUCACCUGUCACCUACAGCACAGAGAGGGUCGGCUUGGUGUCACUGAGGUUCAGCCGUACAGAAACCUGCACCUGCCCCGGAGGGACGUGCCCCACCCCUGUGGAGCUCUGUGAAGGUCAGUCCUGUCCAGCAGAUAUGCAGUGUGUGCGUUCUGGUCCUACAGCACCAUCUGUCUGCCAGUGUCAGCCUGAGAGACUAGACGAGUGUGCAGGCCAAACCUCUCUCAGUUUCUCUGGAAACAGCUACAUCAAGUACAGAGUGACAGAAAGCGGCCAGAGUGGAGAGAUGAGGCUCGGCCUGAGGAUCAGAACUCUCCAGAGAAGAGGAGUCAUUAUGUUCACACGUGUUAACCCCUGUACCAUGCUUAAGAUUGAAGGUGGUCGACUCUGGUUCCAGCUGGACUGUGACAACACCCUUGGCAUUAUGGGCAUCUCUGGCAGACCAAUAAAUGAUGGCCUCUGGCACGCGGUCGCCUUGGAGCUGACUCGAAACUAUACUCUCCUGUCAUUGGACGAUAGCUAUGUGGAACGCCGUCGGGCAGCCCGGGCCCCUGUUCGUCUUUGGCCUCUGGCCUCAGAUUCUUCAUUUUUCUUCGGGGCCCAAGUGAGGCCGCUGAACACACAAGGCGAGAGGCCAAGCCCAGGACCGGGGAGAAGUCAGGGAGGAGCAGGAUUUGGGGAGCGUGGAGCGAGGGGCCCUCCAAGAGCCCAGGAUGGUUUCCAAGGCUGCUUGGGCUCGUUGAUGCUGAAUGGCAACGAGCUGCCACUUCAGAAUAAGAGGAGCCGUUACGCUGAGAUAGCCGGGCUCAGCGAGGUCAAGCUGGGCUGCGUGCUCUAUCCAGAUCCAUGCGUCAGUCAGCCCUGCCUCAAUGGAGCCAUCUGUAGCAGCCUGCCCUCUGGAGGCUUCACGUGCAGCUGCAGCGUUGGAUUCACUGGAGUUCGCUGUGAAAUCGAGCUGACGUCCUGCAUGCCGAACCCGUGCCAGAACGGUGGAGACUGCAAGCCUGUAGGCAGUGCAUUUCUCUGUGGCUGUCCUCGAGGACUCAUGGGACUUAUAUGCGAUGAGGAUGUAAAUGAGUGUGACCAGGACGAGUGUGGAGAUGGGGGAGAGUGUGUCAACACUUUUGGGUCAUUCUACUGCAACUGUUCAGAAGGAUAUGAGGGUCAGUUUUGUGACGAUCAGAUUCCUGGUGAUCCAGAUGAUGACACACAGGCUGAGCCUCUUUCUUACGUCGGACCAGGAGAGAUAAUUGGCAUCGGGGUCCUCGCCUUUGUCAUCGUUUUCCUCCUCAUACUCUUUGUAGCCUUCAGGAAAAAAAUCAAAUUCAGGAAGGACUCCGACCCUGGCCCCGGCACUCAGGCUGUGAUGGGCAUCUCAGCAAUUUCCACAGAAGCUAGCUACAUGCUGCACAAGACUGGCAUGGGUACCGAAGGGAUUGAGUUUAAAGCAAUGCGUCUGUCAGGAUCACCAGGAGCCACAAGCACAUAUGGUGAGGUGGGAAGCGGGACUGGAGGCCCUCCCCAGGUCAUGGUACGUCCGACUGCCCAUUCCCCUCUACCAGGUGGACUCGGCAACCAGGGCACGAGGGGUGUAGACGGAGACAAGACCACAUCCAGCGAAGGAAGUCAGUUAAGCAGCUUCAUCUCAGACCUGUCCAGCGUCCGAGGUGUGGCUAACAGGAGGGGCAUCGCCGUCUGCAGCGUAGCACCCAAUCUCCCCUCAGCAUCAGCUCGUCGCUCAGAGCACAGUCCGGCCCACAAAGUGUCGUGGGAAGGCGAAGAAAUGAGGGAAAAGGCGCUGGAGAGGGUUAGAGAUGAGAGAGAGGAGGAGUGGGGGCAGAGAGCUUUUGAGCUGGAGAGAACACAGAGGGGUAACAGUCCACAGGAUGUGUCAGAGCUGGUGGAUGAUGUGGUCUGUCUUUCGGACUCUAUCUCGGAGGAUCACUCCCUCAGUUCCUACACUUCUGAGUCCUUCGAUGACAACGCCUCCAUAGUGACAGUCAUACGUCUCGUAAAUGAUGCCGUCGAUAAUAUUGAAAGUGAAGUGUCAAACAUGGACAAAGAACAGCGGCGGAACAGUCCUGCAAGUCGCCACCUGCAGAGCAAAGAUGAGAUUUGUGUAGAGUUCAUCAAAGAGUACAUUGUGGAUUCAUACCACUGGGAGUCUUCCUGUCAGACUUCGAGCUGGUUAUCACCAUCCCGUCUCCGUCUGCCAGAGGUAGGAUCCCAUUACGACCUCAGUGACACCCAGCAGAACAUCAGACGUGGAGGCAGCACACGCUCUCUCCAGCUGGACUACAGAGUGAUGGGCUACAGUGGUGACAGAGGCCACGAGCUGGGACAGGAAACCAGGAGGAGAACCUUCCAGUGGGAGAGGAAUCAGUCUGGCGAGUGGGAGAAAAAGCAAACCGCAGACACAGAAGAAACGAGAAGGCAGGGAGCGGAAGGAAAGAACACAGGAGGCGUCAGGGGCAGAGACAUGGGGGCCCACCAGGAGCACCGACACCACGACCAUGACAACUGUGAAGACAGCUCUUCACCUGUUUAUGAGGAGUACCAAGAGUCCGGCCGCGAUCCAGAGCAAAACGAAGACUCAGAGAGCCUUUAUGACACUCUACCCCCAACCCGGCGAGCCUACGAAGGAUACCCAUCGAGCCCCCCUGGCCUCAACCUGCACCCGGCUCAACUUCUGCCCCCUCUCAGGGCCUGGGACCUACAGACAGGGGAAUGGAGGGGAUCGCAGGAGGAUGGCGGCGGGCUCGGCUCCAGCAGCCUUGCAGGCUCCGGGGAUGAGCUAGAAAGACUACUGAACCUGGUGUCGCUCCGAGCCAGGAGAGCCACACGAAUAAACAGAGCCUCAACUGGAUCCGAACCCACAACAGGCUGGGAGGGAUUUAAAUGAGCACACAGGACUGUUUAUAACAAAUAGAUUUAAUAAUCCUUUAUAAAUUACAGACAGAGAGUGAUCCCCUGUGAUUAUACUUGACAUUUAUGAUAUAGCACCGUUGGUCCACCACCUAAAAAUAAUUGAACGCGAAUAUUACCAUAUAUACUUUUAUGAUCUCGCAUUAUUAUUGUGGAGUAAACAAGCACUAAUCCACCACCAAUCCCCUGGCUCAUUUAAAAGCUAGUGGAAUGAGAGGAAGCAUAUGUGUUCUCCAGAAAACUUCACCUGUGUUUGCAUGAGAGGUAGCCGCGAUUGGCUGUGACUCAGUGUUUUUACGAUUGUUAUUUGGAGUCAAUGAAGCACAGUAUUCGGGAGCAAGUCUGACACCAAUGUAUGUACAUAUGUUAUCAUGUAUUCCAUAUACAUCGCUCUCUUGAGUCACACGCGUACGCACACAGCAAUUUUGUGAACUGAACCAUUUAAUACUUAAUGCACUUAUUAUUUUUACUGACACAUGCUCAGGGUUGUUUUGAAGAAAACUGUUUGCCCACAUCCUAGAUGUAGCCUGAGACACGCAACUUAGAUUACCAGAAGCUGAAACCAGGGGAUCUUUACUUAAUCAUUUAACUACUCGAUAUUUAUUUAAUAAUUACACUAUUCAUUUGUGUGGGUUGCAUAUGAGUCUCUUCAAAAACACACACAUUGUGGCUAUCUGGCUUGUGCAACAAUGAUUAAAUACAGCACUUUAGGUAAUAUGACAUAUUUUUUUUGUUAUUCUUAACAAUAGUUUGGACAUCUGAUUUUGCUCUGCAGUUAUGAAAGACAACGUGGACUUUUACUACAAAUGUACAUUAUGUAUUUUGAAUAUAUUGCCAAAGCUGAACUUUUAGCAGCGCUUUUAGGUAGAGUUAAACCCAACUUACAUCUGGUAUUAACAUGUGAAAUGAAGUCUCAGCCAUUAUGUGCCGAAAGGCUUAGAGAUUUGUGUGGAAAUGCGACCGUGAAAUGCAGAAUCACUCACCCAGGACAUGUGCACAUGGUUGGCUCACUGAUAACACAGUGUAAAUGCUGCUGUGUUCACAGUUCACACACAACAGAGGGAAUGCAAAUGGAAGUAAAUUCCAUGUUAAACAACUAUGGAACACAUUCAGAACAAACAGGUGGUAGAUAACUAGGAGCAUUUUGGGAUAAACAUACUGUAUUCAUUAUGGCAGUUGAAGACAAUUGGGGAUUGUGAACCAGCCAGAUGCCUGCUAUGAGAAGUACAGUUUGAAAUGGAAACAACUGCACUAACCAGCCUUUGUCUCAAACCUACCAUAUGCAUCUUUCUGGUAAACAUGCAAGCAUUAAAAUGCAGCAAAUCACAGCGAAUACACAAAACAAACUGUUUUGGACUCCUGGAGUUGAUGCAAGAACUGUAAAUACAAUACAUCCACAUCUGACAAUAUAUAAUGAAAAUUCAAGGGCACACAGCACCGUUGUGCCGUGAUCAAUUUGUUGUUGCAAGAAUGUUUUUCAGCUGCAGUGAAUGUCAUAACAUGGUCAUGACCUGGUUUAGUGUCAGCUAAUGCAUUCAUGUUUCACAGUCCAUCUAUCUAUCCAUCCAUCCAUCCAUCCAUCCAUCCAUCCAUCCAUCCAUCCAUCCAUCCAUCCUCUCGGCCCAUUCCUAUUCAGGUCUACUCUGUGAGUAGGUUUGCUGAAGUAUGUCUCAGCUUGCAUCGGAUAACAAGCAGAGAAACAUCCCAGACAGGUCAGAAUAACACGUGGACAAACACAUUCACACCUGUGGGCACUUUACAGUUUCCACUUGACCCGGCCUUCAUGUCCGUGCACCGUGGAGGGAAACCGGGGCACCCGAAGGAAACCCACAGGAAUACUGAGUCCAUGCAAACUCAACACAGACCAGCAGCUUCCAAAGGCUAAAAUUUUAAAUCCAGAACCUUUGUGCUCCAAAUCAACUCUGCUAUCAGACACCUUUGCUGUCAUGUUUUAAUACUUGAUUGCCGCGCAUUGCUGUUGAAUCAUCUUGUAAACUACCUUUCAAGUCCACUGGGUUUUAAGGUAUUUCAGGUUGAUGGUGUGCUGAAGCACAAUUUUGCACUCACAGGGAUGUCUGAGUGGCUGCACAUUACAAGGACUUGAAAAAUGUGCUCCAAUCAAGCAGAUUCAUGCUUUAUUGGAAAGAAAGCGGUAAUUGUCCUGAGGGUGAAUAUGUACCUGGUGUGCUCUAGCAGGUUAGCUAUAUCUCAACCCAGACUACGUGAGAUAAAUAAUCCCCAUAAAAUAUUUAAUCCUAUCAAGUCAGUCUUGUCACGUCUCUUAUGUGUUUUUCUUUCCCUCCCCAGUGGAAUCUGGCAGAUCCAUUUAGCAGAGCUUAAAGUCAUCAAUGUCCUGGGAAAACGUGAAGGCGUAAGAAUGUCUUCUGGAAUGUUGACUGCAUAAACUGUGUGAUCAGUCAGACAAUGAAUUUUUAUUUUGAAAUCAUUUGAGGUUUUAUGAAAAGGCUGUCAUGAUCAUGGCUUAGAUUGCUUUGUCUGUCUAUACUGUCAACAGUUGAGCAGAUUGCAGCAUAAUCUUCGCAUUAUCCCUUUUUGUUUACCUCAGGAACUGAUUUCUUUGCUGACUUGAAUAAAUGUAUCUGGCUUAUUG
This is a messenger RNA of Amphiprion ocellaris (clown anemonefish), 17534 nucleotides long. RefSeq names its product protocadherin Fat 3. The transcript is spliced from 53 exons. Gene Ontology annotation, biological process: homophilic cell-cell adhesion. Gene Ontology annotation, cellular component: plasma membrane. The coding region runs from base 528 to 14900 and encodes 4790 amino acids. Lineage: Eukaryota; Metazoa; Chordata; Actinopteri; Pomacentridae. Gene Ontology annotation, molecular function: calcium ion binding. The record is from RefSeq and is a predicted model, not a curated record.